AUGGAGGGCGCAGCAGCAGAAUUCGAUUAUCAAAAUCCAAUCUUUAACGACGACGACAUCGACCUCGACGCUAUCUUGCAAGGAAUCCCCCAAGAUUUCACCCUCGAUCUCGACCUCGAUCAGUGGCUGUCGAAUUUCCCUAAGGAACCGGAGAAUCCCCCCUCUGUGGAGGAGAUGGAGAAGUUUCUAAUGGAUGACGGCGAUAAGGAGAAAGCUAGGGUUGAGUACGGUGAUAAUGUGGUGGAGGAGUUCUUCUCUGGUAUUCUUAGCGCCGCGUCGGCGGCGGCGGCGGCGGCGGAGGACAAGAGGGAGGAUGAGGUCGUGGUGAUCGACGGAGACGAGAGGGAGGAGGACGAGGAGAGCAGAAAGAAAAGGAGAAGGCAGAUGAGGAAUAGAGAGUCUGCCAUGCAAUCAAGGGAGAGGAAGAAGAUGUAUGUGAAAGAACUUGAGAUGAAGAGUAAAUAUCUAGAAUCAGAAUGUCGGCGCCUUGACAAUGCCCUGCGCUGCUGUAUGGCGGAGAAUUUUUCCCUUCACCAACUGCUCCAGAAGGACUGUGCUUCUGCAGCCAAACAGGAGUCUGCUGUGCUCUUUAUGGAAUCCCUGCUGUUGGGUUCCCUGUUUUGGCUCCUAAGCACCAUGUUCCUAUUCCUUGGUCUCAGCGUGCGACGCUUGAACUCAAACGGACCAAGCAGACUGGGAAGAGAUCUCGCUCUGGAGGCCGUUGUGUCAAAAGCAGUGCCAAAUGAGAAAUCACGACCAGAUUUUGGUGAUGGUUUGGUGAUUAUGAGAAGGCGAUAUAAGGGUUCAAGGACUAGGAUGAAAUCAUUUUUGUUGCUUCCUAUGCAGGCUCUCUCUACCUAGUUUUUCCCCUAGGUUCUCAGUGCUUUGGUCUGGACCUUUAUCUCAGUUAUAGCAAGUGUUGUAAUAUGUAAUUAUUAUUAUUAAAUGCUGCUGUUUUUCUCGUUCUUAUUCAAAUCCAUCUUUUCUACUUUUCCCUUUUC
Molecule: messenger RNA, 1001 nt
Organism: Asparagus officinalis (garden asparagus)
Lineage: Eukaryota; Viridiplantae; Streptophyta; Magnoliopsida; Asparagales; Asparagaceae
Product: bZIP transcription factor 50
Exons: 4
Coding region: 1-861 (286 amino acids)
Biological process (GO): regulation of DNA-templated transcription
Molecular function (GO): DNA-binding transcription factor activity
Source: RefSeq, a predicted model, not a curated record